This is a messenger RNA of Homo sapiens (human), 2905 nucleotides long. RefSeq names its product mitochondrial assembly of ribosomal large subunit 1 (gene MALSU1). Gene Ontology annotation, cellular component: mitochondrial matrix. The record is from RefSeq and is marked validated. The transcript is spliced from 4 exons. NCBI's taxonomy places the organism in Eukaryota, Metazoa, Chordata, Mammalia, Primates, Hominidae. Bases 15 to 719 code for a protein of 234 amino acids.
GCAAGGCUGCUGCUAUGGGGCCGGGCGGCCGUGUGGCGCGGCUGCUCGCCCCACUAAUGUGGCGCAGGGCGGUUUCCUCGGUGGCGGGGUCCGCGGUUGGAGCCGAGCCCGGGCUUCGGCUGCUGGCCGUGCAGCGGCUUCCCGUAGGAGCAGCGUUCUGCCGGGCUUGCCAGACCCCAAACUUUGUCCGCGGCCUGCACAGCGAGCCUGGGCUGGAGGAGCGGGCGGAGGGGACGGUCAACGAGGGACGCCCAGAAUCGGACGCGGCAGAUCAUACUGGUCCCAAGUUUGACAUCGAUAUGAUGGUUUCACUUCUGAGGCAAGAAAAUGCAAGAGACAUUUGUGUGAUCCAGGUUCCUCCAGAAAUGAGAUAUACAGAUUACUUUGUGAUUGUUAGUGGAACUUCUACCCGACACUUACAUGCCAUGGCCUUCUACGUUGUGAAAAUGUACAAACACCUGAAAUGUAAACGUGACCCUCAUGUUAAGAUAGAAGGGAAGGACACUGAUGACUGGCUGUGCGUGGAUUUUGGCAGCAUGGUGAUUCAUUUGAUGCUUCCAGAAACCAGAGAAAUCUAUGAAUUAGAGAAAUUAUGGACCCUACGUUCUUAUGAUGACCAGUUAGCUCAGAUAGCACCUGAGACAGUACCUGAAGACUUCAUUCUUGGAAUAGAAGAUGAUACUUCAUCUGUGACUCCAGUGGAGUUAAAAUGUGAAUAAAAUAUUUUAUGCACUGCGUUAGUCAUUUCAGAUUUGGAUUGAGUCACUUAUUGGAAAAUACAGCUCCUAAAGUCCGUCUCCUUGGUUAGGCUGCUCUUAGGACAAGGCUUGUGUACCUCAUGGGCACUCCUGCUAACUGGCAUGCAGAGACUGUCGAUAAGUGAGCUAUACCUGCAACCAAAAAUCAGUACAUUCUACCCAAAACUUAUGACACGCUGCCUUUAUCCUGGAAAUGUCAUCAGAAUUUCCUGGAGUUAGCACUGGCUCCUGUGCUUGACUUCUCUGCUCAGAUUUUUAUUAAUUUAAUUUAGCUUAAAUGUAAAUCUUAACCCUGUUUGUUUAAUGGAAUGGCAAAAAUUUUAAAAAAUAAUAUAAAACAUAGCCCACUGGUCUUAUUUUUAUACUUUGAGGUGAUAAUAUUCUUCUAGGAGGACUUCUGUAACCCUUCCAGAAUACUCCAGUAACACAAGAAAGUAAACAAAGUGUUUGUUAGGAAAAACUCUGAACGCUCUAGUUCUUAGUUCAUAUGCAAGAGUAUUAUCAAGGUUCACAUUAAGUACCAUGGCUGGACAUGGUAUAACAGAAAUCUGCGUAGAGUUUGAAAAAAAAUUCAGAACAUUCCCAUUCAAUUGAAAACCAAAAAUAAAACAUACUACACAACAAGCUGCACCUAAAUGAUGAAAAAAUUUAUUCUGCGUCAAGGUAUCUGGAAAAUGAAGCUGCAUUUGGGGCACAUUAUACAUGAGGAAUGAUCCAUAUAUGGUGAGUACAAAACUCAAUUAUAGAAUUAUUUCUUAGCUAGUACCAGAUACUCCAAAUUACAAAUGCUUAAGUAAAAGUAAAAUAUGAUUUGCCAUACUAAAAGGCUAGAAGUGAAAUAUGACAGAAUUUAAACCAGCAGAUAUAAAUGCAGCACCUAUGUGUAUAUUUUUAAAAAAUCAAAUAUUGGGGAAAAAAAUCAAAUACUGAGAAAAGCUCUGGCCUUAAACACAUCUUACCUGAAAUCCAACCAGAAAGCCAGUCCAUGAUUUUAGCAAUUUUAAUUCAUUGUAUGAAAAAAAAAUCAUGAAUGCUAGGAGAAUCCAGUGACAAAAAGGGCACUUUUUUGGUUAAAACUACAAAAGAAACUUGUUUUCAGAGAACAUUAAGGAAAACACUUUAAAUCAUUUUCAAAAUGUCUAAUUGAUCUUCAGAAAAACAUCUAGUCUGUAUAGAAAUUCAUCUUGAAAUAAGAAUGAGGCAGUGAUUUUUUUUUUAAAGGGUUAUAUAUAUGUCCUUUAGAUCAGUGUAACAUGACUGUGAUCAUCUUACAAACAAAACUCAAAAAAUCAAUUCAGAGAGCAGCGUGGCCUUGGAGACCACCCACACCCAACACAAUUGUACGUACUGGGCUUUGCUGUCAAGGAGUGAGCAAAUGAGUUCGUUAUCAAAGGUCAUAUGUUUUCACAGUCAUUCAAAUUAUAUCCCAAAAACUUUUCUUGUAUUCUCUAUCUUUUGACUUUUUUUUCAAAGAACUGAUUGCACAGUAUACAGAAAUCCUGUUAUACUUUACUACUUAAGGUGGAGUCUAAUUUUUUUUUUUUAAUUUAUCAGUGCUUAAAAAUCUUCAAAAUAGCUUAGUGAGGCUCAUGACAGUGCUGGCCCCAUGGAAAUGUAGCCUUUUGUUGCGUUUAAACACUGUCACACCAUCUAUGACUGUCCCAUUGGUCUGAAGUGUAGUGGCAAACUAAGCAUCCUAUAAGACAAGCUAAAGCUUGCUUUUUGCCAGUCAGUUGAAAGUCUUGCAUCUCUUCACUGAUGCACUUUCUUUAGGUAUUGAUAGUCAGAAGCACAAAGCAUUUAUUAUGCAUUCAAUCAUGUAGCUAAACAAAAAACUGAAGUCUCCUGAAGCCAUUUAAACCAGCCGUUCCAAAAUCUCCUGCGACCACUUUGUUAGUACCGUCAAAAACUUUCCCAACUAUAAAUGAAAGAAUAAAUGGUAGUGCUGCUCUCCAGAUACUAGGCACUGCUCCGUAUUUUUGAACAUUUGAUUUAACUAAUAACUGUGUCAAAAGCCUCAAAAAACCCUGAAAUUAAUUUUCCAGCUUUACUGUCACCAGCCAGAAGUAAAAAUCUUAAUUUGCCUGUUAGCUGAUUGCUGUUAAAUUUUAAAUUUAUUUUUUAAAAAACGGUUGGACUUCUAUCAU